AUGCCAGUAAACUAUAGUAAACAACGCCUACUUGGCAGCCUUCUCUUCGGGGCAGACUUUUCAUAUCAAAAACAAAUGGUCUGUCGUGAUAAUUCAUCCUUUUUGCGCUUGCUAUUGAAUGCUAUAUUUGCACUUGGCAAAUUCUCCAAGAUUAUGGCCGGUAACCAAUCCAUGGCUAGGAUGGAAAGAAUAGAAAAUUGCAAUUGUUGCAAAAGUAUGCUAGAAAAUUUACUUGCGACCAAUUUAAAAAUGUGGCUAGCUAAAGUUAAAGCAGGCUCAAAGUGUUACUCAAGUUUUGAAGGAAUUUACGAUGAUACCAAGUUGAUGAAUGCACUUUUCGAUUGUUACGGCCAGUUAAAAUUUUGCCGAGAAUGUGUGAUAUUAUACCUCAAUAUUUCGCCAACCACAUUGAAAAAGAUGCAAGAUUACGUCAAAAAUAAUCCAUGCCCUUAUCGUUUUCGUAUUAAAAAUAAAAUUCGAUCAGCGCAUUAUAAAUUACCAGCAAAAAGGGACUUUUUCGACUAUAUUAUUAAGAAUCGACGACCCAAUACCCAAUAUGAUAAAGCUGGGGCUCCUAUGUUUUAUUUAGAUAAUCGCUUUGAAUGUAUCCGUUUACCUUCAGCAUCCGAUCGUCAAUUUAUUAAAAAAGCUGAAAAAUCACUGGUCUGGCAUUUCAAUAUUGAACAAUUGCGACAUAAUCGCCAAACUAUUUCCAGUCGUACAGCUCAUAAUUGGAUCAAGAGUGAAUUUCCUCAUACUACCUUGUCACCAACGCAAUCAUGGUUGUGCUCCGAUUGCAAGAAACUGCGCAAGAAAGAAAUUGCUCGCAUUAAAAGUAAUAAUAAUAAUAAAAAGAACGAUGAUAGCCCUGAUCCUGUUGUCCAGCUAGAACAGGUUCAAGAACAGCAAAAUUCUAACCUUCAACAAACUCCAGUAUCCAAUGGCUAUCCGUUGAUGAUCAAAGAAGAAGUGAACGAUGGUAACAUUCUCUCACCCUACCGUCAUCAAGAACUGCAACAACUGCAACAGCCUACUCAAGUCAAUAAUAAUAAUAAUAAUUGUUCUCUUAUUAUUCAACAUCGCAUCGCUUCUAAUCAAGCUAUGGAUGCUUACAACAGUCUGUGUGUUCAAUGCCAACUAAGUUGGGCUGGUAUCCAACAAAGUCUUGUGUUAUUUCAACAACAAUUUGAACAAAUCGCUACCGAUGAAAACGUUCAAGAUGUUGCUCAUAUCAUGAAAUUAGGCCAAAUGAAAGAUGAAUAUAAAGCCACUAUUGAUUGCGAUUUUCAAACUAGUAAAAGUUUACCCCACUAUGGAUUUAGCCGUCAAUUGGACGAGAACGAUCAUCAUCAACAUACUCUUCAAGAAGCAACUCACCGCUAUGCACUUUUUAAUAUUAAAGAACAUGGCCUUGAUCAACGGCAUAUCUAUAUUUGUGGUGAUGAUAGCGAAUCGAUUACACACCGAUGCGAUUAUAUUCUCUCUUUUCUGGACGACUAUAUCAAGUAUCAUUUACCAACAUGGAUAAAAAAUUUAGUCAUUAUUACCAAUCGUGACAAUCGAAGUCCAACUUUCAUCAAUUGGUUUAUUAAUUUAACUAAAUUUGGCCAUUUUCGUUUUAUUCAAUUAGUGUUUACUCAUCCAGGACAUGGUGGUAUAGCUACAGAAUUAAUGUCAAUGCAAUUUGCUCAUAAAUUCUACGGUCGUGAUGUUCAAGAUGUAGGCGAUUUAGCUCAUUUAGCUAAAGAAUUUGGUAUCGCCCAUGUAUUAGAUGGUAAUGGCAUCUACGUAUGGAAACAAUUACUCUCCAGCUAUGGAGAGGGAGCUUGUAAUGGUUUUAAUUAUAACGAUGAUGUGUAUUAUAUCUACUGGAAAGGUGAACAAACGCAAGUUAGUCAUUUCUCCUUUGCUAACGUUAAUGCUACUCAAAUAGAUCAUUAUCAACAUGUACCUCCAGUACAGCAUGCAGCUAGUCAUUCUUAUGCUUACCUUAAGCGAAAUAUGUUGCUACCAACCAACACCGUUAGCAACAACAAGAAAAGAAAAAUUGCCCUUGCUACUGACAGCGAAAUGAGCAAGCGUCGGACUAAAGUGGGCCAUAGGUAA
This is a messenger RNA of Trichoplax adhaerens, 2106 nucleotides long. RefSeq lists its product as uncharacterized. The transcript is spliced from 3 exons. The record is from RefSeq and is a predicted model, not a curated record. Bases 1 to 2106 code for a protein of 701 amino acids. Lineage: Eukaryota; Metazoa; Placozoa; Uniplacotomia; Trichoplacea; Trichoplacidae.